AUGUUCCACACCUGGACACAGAUUUCUCCUCCAGGUGCUGCCAGAGGACCAAGUUUCCACGACCGCGAGCAGUUUGGAGGAAACACUUCAAGACUCCUGCCCACCUCGCGGGGACCCAGAUCUGGAUCUCCUUCAGAUCGACAUGCUGCCCACCGCAGGGCUCCUUUCGGGGAAGACUUCAUCCCCUAUAAGUUCUGCCUCUCGGAUCCGUCUGGCCGUCUGGUGACUGGAUUAGCGCCGCAUUCCCAGCCGCAGCAGCGCUGCUGUGCAGCUGCAUCCUUUAGGCAGAGGGCAGCUAGACACCCUAGCUGCCCACUCACAGCGCUCUCAAAAGUACAGCAAAUCUUUGAGGCACCGCCCAUAACGAUUGAUCGAUUAAUGAAGCAAGUUUCAUGCACGAAAACGAAGUUACAUGAUGGGUGGGCAACCGUGGGCAACAGAACCAGCCUCCACCUCCACCACUUUCAUCCCACCAUUCUCUUUGCAUUCCUGUUCGCGGCCACUGCUGUAUCACUGAGCACAGCGCCGGUUGAUCAACCAUUCCGUUACAACCCCCGGGCUAAACAGCAUUACAUCCACCAAUCACACAGAACGCAACCCACAACACAACACACCAACCUCAUCUUACAUCGCUUCAACACUGCUUCAGGUACGAACGGACGGCAUAACUUGAGCCAGCCCGCAACUAAGGAAUACAAAGCUUAA
Volvox carteri f. nagariensis is the source of this 705-nucleotide messenger RNA. RefSeq lists its product as uncharacterized. The transcript has a single exon. Lineage: Eukaryota; Viridiplantae; Chlorophyta; Chlorophyceae; Chlamydomonadales; Volvocaceae. The record is from RefSeq and is a predicted model, not a curated record. Bases 1 to 705 code for a protein of 234 amino acids.